CCAGUUUCCAGCGACUUUUUCUCAAUGCCUUGUAGACCCUCACUCCACAAGGCUGCCGUUACGGCCUCAGUCAAGAUUAUGGCGCCUGUUGGCUCCCGCACCCUGUGGGGUUCUUCUAAACGGGCUUGCAUGGCAGGUCGUGAGACGUAUCGCGCUUCCUUGACAGGUUUCAGGCCCAAGGAACCACCUGCCGCCUUACCGAGUUUUCCUUGCUUGUGAAUGCCGCCAAGGGACUUAUAGAUGAUGCCGUAUUCGCUGAUGUUGUUCGAAUGCCCACUACUUUCAGCUGCGAGUUCAUCUGUACUUGAGAACUGUCGAUCGAGGGUUACGCUCCUUUGUUUGCUUCCUCUAAUUCUUUUCCUCAGAUCACGUUGAACGUAUCUGUUUUCUUUUCAAGUACACCGCGAGUCGGAUUCUUUCCAUCUUAACUUUUAUUUAGUCCGCAUUCUGCACCACCAUCAUGCGGUUCUCUACCACGAUAUCUUUACUGCUCGUCGCCGGUGUAGCUCAAGCUCAGUUCGGAGGGUUUCCAGGUCAGGGAACUCAGUUCGGAGGGGGAGGUGCCGGAGCAGCAGGUGCCGGAGCAGGAAGUGCCAAACAGUCUGGUCAAACAGGGAAGCAGGACGCCGCCACAGGCACCCAAAAGGGCCAGGGGUUGACACUCGAUCCAAAAAACGUGCAGACUGGUAGUCAGUCUAGUGGUCUAGACAAAGAUGCUGAGGCUGGUCAAGCCGCCUCCGAUACUGACAAUGCCAACUUCAUAAACUUUUGUACCGGCAAGACCAUCACAAAUGGCCUCCAGGUUCGUGCAGGGUCUUGUAACGGCAUUCCCAUGGGAGACAUACCAUCCGCAACUCAGAUGGUGUCUGCCGUCUUCACCAACCCACAAAACAACCAGGUUAUCGCGCCCAACACCGCAAUCAAGUUUUCCGUCCAAAUCGCCAAUCUGCAAGCCGGAACAUUUACAAACCCGGACAACACAUACUACUCCGCUCCCCAGGCCCUCACGGGGGGCAAAGUGGUCGGUCACACCCACAUCACAGUCCAGGAUCUCGGCGGAAGUGCCAACCCUACGAAACCAUUGGAUGCUCAGACCUUCGCCUUCUUCAAGGGCAUCAACGAUGCUGGUAAUGGCAACGGUCUCCUCAGCGCCGAUCUCGCCGACGGUCUUCCAGAGGGCUUCUAUCGCGUCUGCUCCAUGACUUCUUCAAGCAACCACCAGCCUGUACUCAUGCCUGUAGCUCAACGUGGAGCUCAAGAUGACUGCGUUAGGUUCCAGGUUACGGCUGGUGGGGGUAAUAACAACAAGGGAGGCAAGGGGGGUCAAGCUGCUGCAAAUGGUCAAAAUCAACAGGCAGCGCAGGGACAGGCCGCUCAAGGCAACACUGGUCAGCAGCAAGCACAACAAGCUCAACAAGCUCAGCAGGCACAGCAGGCACAACAGGCGCAACAAGCACAGCAGGGAGGCGGCAGGGGCGGAGGCGGAGGUGGUGGACGUGGAGCUGGACGUGGAAGGAGCGUAUUUCAAAGACGUCGCAGCUUCGCCGAGCGCACUAUCAACCACUAGAGCAUGGACACACAGGUAAUAUUGGCUGGUUCAAACAAACUUCCUGACAUGUGCCUAUAACUUUCAGGUAUCGCGCUUCUCUAAGACAGAACAAGAGAUCUGGUUAUGAAGAGCAGUGCUCUUCACGCUGGCCAGAGUUGCAAAGGUCACUCUAUGGAGAAUGGGUGAAGCGCUUCAUUGGGCUAGUAUUAUGAACUUAUAUCUUCUUCAUUUUCCUUAGGUAUUUCACUGCGCUUUCAACGUAUAAACUCUUUGCUAAAUGUAUCAAAUUCCACUUUCUCGCACUGUGAGUCUUCUCGAUCG
Molecule: messenger RNA, 1870 nt
Organism: Dothidotthia symphoricarpi CBS 119687
Lineage: Eukaryota; Fungi; Ascomycota; Dothideomycetes; Pleosporales; Dothidotthiaceae
Exons: 3
Coding region: 461-1567 (368 amino acids)
Source: RefSeq, a predicted model, not a curated record